AGACGAUGAACACGUGGGAGUGUGAUGCUGAGGAGAGGCUCUCGGAGACUCUGACUUCCCCGCUGUGCUGAGGCAGCUGCUGCCCUUGAUGAAGCCCCGCGGCGGCGGCGAGGACGGCUCGGGGUCGAGGUCCGGGGAGGAUGAGUGCGGGCCGGACGAGCUGAUCCUCCUGCUGGUCUACCUGUACUCCCUGGCUGAGGAGGCGCAGCCCGCGGGCCAGGAGGGGGAGGAGCUAGAGAAGCUGGAGAGGGAGCUGAUUGGAGCGCUCACGCUGGUCGUCACCCGGGAGACCGAGCUCAGCCCCCUGCUGCAGAAACUCACCGGUUGUGCGAGCCCCGAGGAGCUGACCAUGGAGAGGGCCCAUUCGGCCGUGGGCGACAUGUUCGAGACCCUCCGAGGUUUGAGCCACACCAGAGACCACCUGAAGCAGCUGCGCUCCGUCUACACGGCCAGCGACGGAGUUCACCAGGCCACAUAUCGUCCGUUCCUGCGGCAGAUCCUGGAGGAGGUCUUCCACCCGGACCGGCCUGAGUGCCCCGACAUCGAGCACACGUCCGGAGGCCUCACCGACCUGCUGAAGACCGGCUUCAGCAUGUUCAUGAAGGUGAGUCGUCCGCAUCCCAGCGACAACCCUUUGCUCCUCCUCUUCCUGGUGGGCGGAGUCACGCCUUCAGAGCUGCGUCUCAUCCGAGAGGUCGUCGCGACGCACAAACCCAGCGCUCAGGUGCUGGUUCUGUCCACCAGACUACUGCGGCCCACGGACGUCCCCGAGCUGCUCUUCCCCACCCGGAGGCUGCCGGGCGGCUCCGCCUAAAGAAACGCCAUCGUGUGCAAAAGAUGCACGUGGAUGAGAGGCGGCGGGCGGCGGGGGGGGCGGGGACACAUGCGGCGCCUCGACGCCUCGCCGGGCUGCGAGCCGAGGAGAAACAUUCCCAUCCUGCUCGUGUGUUCGAUGCCACGAGGUUCAUGAUAGAAAAUUAGAACCGGAAAAGGGGUUUUAAAAAUAAACUGAAAUCUGUCAAAAAGAAAUACGAAUAAAUCUGUUCAAUCGCG
This is a messenger RNA of Cyclopterus lumpus (lumpfish), 1053 nucleotides long. It is a transcript of the gene scfd2, whose product is annotated as sec1 family domain containing 2. The coding region runs from base 89 to 814 and encodes 241 amino acids. Gene Ontology annotation, biological process: intracellular protein transport; vesicle-mediated transport. NCBI's taxonomy places the organism in Eukaryota, Metazoa, Chordata, Actinopteri, Perciformes, Cyclopteridae. The transcript is spliced from 6 exons. The record is from RefSeq and is a predicted model, not a curated record.